CAUUGUUGUAUUGGGGAAAUACAAUAGAAGGAGAUGCUGUGAACAAGUGAUUUUAUCAACAUUUUAUUUGACUUUUUUAUGUAUUUUUUUUAAUAAACCUUAUUAAAAUUCUUCCUUCACAGAGCGUAAAUCCGGUGAAGAUGAGUGCCGAGGCGGCAGACAGGGAGGCAGUAAGUGGCAGUCGACCCACCACACCACCACAGACCUCCUGGUUCGAGUUUCUGCUUGAUCCAUCCUUACUUGAGCAGCACUUUAAAAAAAACUGUCCAGACCCUCCUCCUGUUCAGCUGGUUAUUCAGUUCCUGGAGCAAGCCUCCAAGCCUUCUGUGAACGAGCAGAACCAGGUUCAACCCCCUGCAGACAACCGACGCAAUCGCACGCUCAAACUCCUCGCUCUCAAAGUGGCAGCACAUCUUCGGUGGGACCUGGAUGUGCUCGAGAAAAGCUUGACCAUUCCUGUGCUGAACAUGUUACUGAAUGAGCUGCUGUGUGCCAGUAAAGUCCCUCCUGGUGUCAAACAUGUAGACUUGGAUCUGUCCACGCUACCUCCCACUACUGCUAUGGCAGUUCUAAUAUACAACCGCUGGGCCAUGCGUACAAUAGUGCUGAGCAGUUUUCCUGAGAAGCAGGCAAAGCCUGGACCCCACCAGCUAAACAUGAUGAGUCUGGUUCAGCAAGAGAAGGAACUGACUGAGAACAUACUGAGUGUGCUGAAGGAGCAGGCCGCAGACUCCAUAAGAGUGCUGGAGGGAGCUCUGAACAUUAAGAAGGAUUUUUAUGUCCACACUUUGCGGACUCUGGACUUGUUGGCUGCUGAUGCUAGCACAACCAACGGAGAGACGGAAUCAUCCACGGCUGGCCUUAGGAUUAGUGCUGAUGAGCUCCACUGUCAGGUGCAUUAUGAUUUAGGAGGAAUUUACUUCCAACAAGGCUGUUCUGACCCUUCAGCCUACGUGAAGGCUCAGGAGCACUUCCGCAAAACGAGGGAAUUGUUGGCAAAGCUAAACCCAGAUCCGCUGCACUGUCAUCUAGAUGAGAGGCGGCUGGCCGGCUACUGGAUGGCAUGCAGAACGGUGACUGGCUCUUCGGACUCCUGCGACAGCCAGCUCACACCUUACUGUCUCAUCAACAACUUAAUUAAGACUCACAACUAUCAGGCUUUGAUUGAAGCCUUCAUCAAAGACAACAUUACACACAACCUGCCCAACAGCUUUAGACACUCCAUUCAGCUGGAGCUGCUGCACAAGGUUCAACAAGGGGACACGACUCUGGAGGAGGUGGGCUAUAAGCUGUGUGUGUGUAAUGCCGUACGUGACGCUCUGGAAGGUCAAGUGCUCAGUGUCCGCUUCCACCAGCUGUUGCUCAAACCUAGCAAACGCACCAUCAGCUUCCUGCUGGAGGUAUGUACGAGGUCACUGGAUAAGGAGCAUACCUCAGAGAUAUCCAAAAGGAAAAUGGCUCUUUUUCUUAAGAAUCUUUGUGAGAGGUUAGAGGAGGUUCCUCUGGCCUACAUGGUUUCGUCCCAUAAGCUCUUCAUGGAGCUGCUUUCAGAUGAGGAAAAGAAAACCCUGCUGGAUCAGAUGAGGAGACGAUCAGCUACAGUCAACCUCAGCGCCAAGCCACUGCCCUCUUUCUAUGACAUCCCAGCCUCUGCUAGUGUGAAUAUUGGUCAGCUGGAGCAGCAGCUCAUUCUCUCCCUGGAUGCACGUCAGAUCAGACAGAUCCUCAUCGAGCUCCAUGGCAUGGCCGAACGCUCCUUCUGGAGAGUAAAUGGCAAGUGGGAAGUUCCUACAGACUACAUAAAUGUCAUCCUCGCCAUUAAGGAUAACAUCACACGGGACCUCCUGUACAUUCUUAUGGCCAAAGGCCUUCACUGUGUCAAUAUAAAGGACUUUGUUCAUGCUCGGCAGCUCUUCUCAGCUUGCCUGGAGCUGGUGACUGAAUUCUCGCCUAAGCUGCGGCAGGUCAUGUUGAACGAGAUGCUGCUGCUAGAGGUGCGAGCACACGAGGCCGAGGGCGGGAUGGAAAGACCCCCUUCAGACCUGGUGAGCAGGGUCCGAGGCUACCUCGAGAUGAGAAUCCACGAUAUUCCGCUCCGACAGGUCAUCGGGGAAGAGUGUGUGGCAUUCAUGUUAAACUGGAGAGAGAAUGAAUAUCUCACGUUACAGGUGCCGCAGUCGUUGGUCAACAGCAACCCAUACAUUAGGCUGGGGCAGCUUUUAGCCUCCACCUGUAAGGAGCUCCCAGGUCCUAAAGAGAGUCGGCGGACUGCUAAAGAACUGUGGGAGGUGGUUGUACAAAUCUGCAGCGUGUCCAGUCAGCACAAACGGACCAGCGACGGACGAGUCAGCCUCAUCAAACAGAGAGAUUCCUCACUCGGCAUCCUGACCAGGAGUAAAUUCAUCACAUUUGUCAAAAAACUGCGGGAGCCUUUGGUCCUGACCACACUUAUCUCUUUAUUUGUGAGACUGCACAGUAUUGUAAGGGAUGACAUUGUGAAUGAAGUGACUGCAGAACACCUGUCCAUAUGGCCUUCCUCCCUGGCAAAUAUACAGUCUGUUGAUGUGGAGGCUGUAGCAGUAACCGUGAAGGAGCUUGUAACCUACGCUCUCAUCCUUAACCCCAACAACCAGGCCUGGCUCAUCACCCAAGCCGACAUAUACUUUGUGACGAACCAGUACUCUGCUGCCAUGCACUACUACCUACAGGCUGGUAUGGUGUGCUCGGAUUUCUUCACCAAACCCGUCCCUCCCGACGUCUACACCGACCAGGUUCUGAAGAGAAUGAUCAAGUGUUGCUCCUUGCUAAACUGUCAUACUCAGGUCGCGGUUCUCUGCCAGUUUCUGAGGGAAGUCGACUAUAUGACUGCAUUCAAAGCUCUCCAGGAGCAGAACAGCCAUGAUUCCAUGGAUUCGUUUUAUGAUUACAUCUGGGACGUGACCAUCCUGGAGUAUUUGACCCAUAUUCAUCACAAACGGGGUGAGACUGAAAGAAGACAAGUUGCUAUCAAAGCUAUCGGACAGACGGAGCUCAACUCCAGCAACCCGGAGGAGGUUUUGCAGCUCGCUGCUCAGAAGAGAAAGAAGAAAUUCCUUCAGGCCAUGGCAAAACUUUACUUUUAAAGUAAAUUCACAGAGGAAAAAAAAAAAAAAAAAACAACCAAAAACAAUUAUGUACAUUAUUUUUUGAAAC
This is a messenger RNA of Tachysurus vachellii, 3192 nucleotides long. RefSeq names its product integrator complex subunit 8 (gene ints8). The record is from RefSeq and is a predicted model, not a curated record. Bases 141 to 3122 code for a protein of 993 amino acids. The transcript has 28 exons. Gene Ontology annotation, cellular component: integrator complex. NCBI's taxonomy places the organism in Eukaryota, Metazoa, Chordata, Actinopteri, Siluriformes, Bagridae. Gene Ontology annotation, biological process: snRNA 3'-end processing.